Molecule: messenger RNA, 333 nt
Organism: Ceraceosorus bombacis
Lineage: Eukaryota; Fungi; Basidiomycota; Exobasidiomycetes; Ceraceosorales; Ceraceosoraceae
Source: the annotation of a GenBank genome assembly
AUGACCUACACUGUGCUCUGGGACUGGGAGAAGCCCUCUGCGAAGCCACGACCCAUCUUGACGCCUCGCUGCGAGCGUCGUCGUCAGAAGUGGGAAGGCGCAAAGGAGGGCAAGGAGCAUCGCGUGAUGGAAUGCAGGAAAGAAGGUAAUGAAGAAGCGGUAGGACAAGCGUCCUAUGUUUGCCUUUGGCUUAUAAACGCGAAAAUCAAGACUUGUAGAGCACAAAUGGUGUAGGCCAAGCUGCAUUCAGGUCAAUGGAUGCUAAUGUGAGUAACCACCUCAGCUGCCUAGUCGAUUUAUAUAGACAAGCUGCGAGCAGAACCACCGCUUUAG